This is a messenger RNA of Meloidogyne enterolobii, 1708 nucleotides long. The record is from the annotation of a GenBank genome assembly. Lineage: Eukaryota; Metazoa; Nematoda; Chromadorea; Rhabditida; Meloidogynidae.
UGCUUUAGCAAAUCAACAAGUUUCUGAGUUAACUAUUGAUGAGUCACCAUCAAAGAAGGAUUGUGCUGAAAUUAACGAAGCAAGUAAAAAUCUUUUGAAUAUUGUCGAGGGUCGUGAAGAGAAGAAUGACGAUGAUAAGGAAAAAAUUGAAGAAGAAUCUGAAAAAAAUUUAACGAAAGAAAUUAUACAAGAGGGUCAAAAUGGAGCUCAAGCAACUAUUACAACUGAAAUUAUUCGAAGCAAAGUAACUGAACAAGAUGAUGUUAUGGUAGUAGAAAAGCAAGAAGCAAAAGCAGCAACAAAUAUUGUUAAAGAAGAUCCAUCAACCGACGCAUUUUCAGCAACAACAACGACAACUGCUUCUCGUGAUUUGAGUUCGAGUAUCUGGAUUAGAAACAUCACUAACACAACGAAAGCUGUUGAACUUAAAGCGCUUUUCUCAAAGCAUGGUAAGGUAGUGACAGCAAAGAUUUUCACCACAAAAAACAAGCAAAGCCCAACAUGUUUCGGGUUUGUUGUAUUAUCUGAUGCUUCUUCUGCUGAUUUAUGUGUUCAAAAACUCAAUAGAAUGAACUUCAAAGGACGCAUAAUAAAUGUUGAGAAGGCUGAUCGAUCAAAUCUAUCUCAAAUUAAUAAAAGCGCAAACGGAUCAGCUAUUAACAACAACAAUUCCGAUGCACCCAUUCAAAACAAUCCUUCAGAAAAUUCUUCAUUUAAAGGCAAUGGUGAUUCAUUUAGUGGGAAAGCUAAACCAAACAUCAACACAUCACAAUCUAAAACUCAUGAGUCGGAGAAAAUAUCGACUGGAGAAGCUAAACGAUCGCCUCGGGCUAGGAUUAUCUCCACAUCUAAUGCAUCAUCUAAAGAAGCUCAUAACUCUUCUACAAAAUGGGGAGGAUCAGGCUUCGAGAACAGUGGCUUUGCUGGUUCAAGAUCUUUUGGUUCUUCGAGAUCUCGCAUGAACGCAUCUUACGCAACUGGCAGGAUUAUGGGAAACCGAGGACGUGCAGGGCGUAUCAGUGGAGGACGAAAUGUGCGAAACUCCUCGGCUCCUGGAAUAUCCGACAAUUUCAAUCGACCUCGUUUUGGAAGUAGUAAUAGACGUUCUACCGGUCGCCGUCGUGAAGAAGAGAGUCGACGUAGUAGUCAUCGACAUAAGCCAAAUGAUGUUCGUAAAUCGUCACGACGAAGUCCAGCAAAGAGUAAAAAUAAUAAUGAUUCAACAGAUAAAGAAGAUCUCAUACGUUUUAUGCGUCGCAAAGAAGAAGAACAUCGUAAAAAAGAAGAGGAGUUACUUAUGGAACGUGAACGUGAAAGAAUUCGUUAUGAGCGUGAAAAAUUGGAGCGUGAUAAGCUUGAACUUGAGACUUUAAGACUUCAGGCGCAGCUAGCUCAGGCAACACAGUUACAAUUUGCUGCAGUUGCAGGUUUACCACAAGGAGGUGCUGCUGCUGUUUCGGUUCCUCUUAUAACUGGAACAGGAGAUUCUUCUACAUCAGCUCUCCAUAAUCAACACUUUGGAGGUGGUGGAUUUAAUCAUCGACGUGAGAGAGAGAGUGCUAUGCCAACGGCUUUCUCUUCAGAACGACGAAGUAUUGAUAUGUCGGCUAAAAGUGAGAUGAGCCGAAGCAAAUCACGAACUUCUAAACAAAAUGAUAGGGAUGAACGUUCUGACAGGUACAUGUUCAAUGAGUACAAAUUGAUAUAA